Arachis stenosperma is the source of this 672-nucleotide messenger RNA. RefSeq names its product protein FAR-RED IMPAIRED RESPONSE 1-like. The transcript has 4 exons. Bases 1 to 672 code for a protein of 223 amino acids. The record is from RefSeq and is a predicted model, not a curated record. Gene Ontology annotation, biological process: regulation of DNA-templated transcription. Lineage: Eukaryota; Viridiplantae; Streptophyta; Magnoliopsida; Fabales; Fabaceae.
AUGUUACUGAAGUUGGAAGUGAAGAUAUGGAUCUUGGUUACGAGCUACGUAAAGAAAAUAGGAUUUGCAACUAAGAUAAGGACGGAAACAUGUGACAAGAUCACAAAGGAAGCCAUUAACCAAGCUAUCCACUAUAAUCGGGACGGGUUUCGCGGGUCUCAUGUCAAAGCACCAACACAGAAGAACACGAUUUCAGCCGUCGGGUGCAAGGUAAGGAUAUAUGUGAAGUUUGAUAGAGAAAAACAAGAGUGGAUUUUCUUCAAGGUUGAGUUGAGGCACUCACACCCAUGUUCAGCGAAAAAGGCAGUACACUACCAUGAGUAUAGGGAGAUGACCGUGCAUGCAAAGUGCGUGAUUGAGGAUAAUGAUGAGGGAGAUGAUGAACUACUUCAUGUGAAUGAAGGACAUCAACCCAAACUUCUUUACGUGGUGAAUUUGGAUGAGGAGUGUAAGUUUAGGAGUGCAGUAUGGGUGGAUGCAAGGUGCAAGACAGCGUAUGAAUAUUACGGAGACGUGGUGUCUUUUGAUAGCACAUACAGUACAAACAGGCAUAGAUUACCGUUUGCGUCGUCCGUCGGUGUCAACCACCAUAAUAAGUCGACCUUGCUCGGCUGUGCUCUACUGGGGAAUGAAGAAACUCCAAUUAUGAAUGGGUUUUCACCCAAUGGGUGA